Sesamum indicum (sesame) is the source of this 5560-nucleotide messenger RNA. NCBI's taxonomy places the organism in Eukaryota, Viridiplantae, Streptophyta, Magnoliopsida, Lamiales, Pedaliaceae. The record is from RefSeq and is a predicted model, not a curated record.
GAAAUGAAAAUCACUUGUUGUCUUCUCUCUCUCCCGUGAAGCCAGAAAAAUACUCUUUAUUUUCUUCUCUACAGAUUCGUAAGCCAUGACGCUUGCAACUGGGACCUCUUCUGUCUUGUCGCUGGUUUUCUGUGUCGUUUUCUUGAUUUCCCGAUUUGUAGGGGUUGCAUUUUUUGUAUAUAAAUUUGUUGCGGUCUUGGAUCACUGGAAUGCGCGGGUGCAAUACUCACUCACCCUUCUACUUCUCAUGCAAAGAACUGAAAUGUUCUAACUUGACUGAACAACCGAGAAAUAUUGGCAGGAGGAGGCGGGCAAAUAUUUAUUGGUUGCUGAGCGGGAAGAUGGGUUUUGUCCCCUUAGUUUGGUUUUGCCGGCCAGUAACUAAUGGGGUUUGGGGUCAAGAAACAGACAGCAGUUUUGGUGCUUAUACACCUUGUGCCAUUGACUCCGUUGUGGGAAAUGUAUCACAUUUGGUUCUUCUUGGCUUGUGCUUAUAUAGAAUAUGGCUCAUCAAGAUUAACCCCAAACUCCAGCGGUUCUACUUGAGAUCAAACUUCUACAAUUAUGUAUUGGCGGUGUUGGCCAGUUGUUGUGCUGCUGAGCCCUUGUUUAGAUUGGUUACGGGCAUAUCAAUCUUUAAUUUGGAUGAAGAGUUGGGUCUUGCUCCUUUUGAGAUGGUUCAUUUGGGCAUUGAGUUUGUCUCGUGGUGUUCUAUGGUUCUUAUGCUGCUCAUUGAAACUAGAAUCUAUGUAAAAGAGUUCAGAUGGUACAUCAGAUUUGGAGUAAUCUAUGUUUUAGUUGGAGAUGCAGUUAUUUUGAGUUUUAUCCUUCCACUCAAAGAUUUCUAUGUCAGGUCCACGCUCUAUAUGUGUAUCAGUUCAGUCUUCUUCCAGGUUUUGCUUGGGGUACUUCUUCUUUUUUAUGUUCCGAAUCUGGAUGUCUUUCCAGGCUACAUUCCUCUAGUGGACUCCAUUGAUGAUGCCAAGAGUGAAGAGCCUCUAGGAGAGCAUAUUUGUCCAGAAAGAUACGCUAAUAUAUUCUCCAGGAUUUACUUCGACUGGAUGACUCCCCUUAUGCAGCUAGGCUACAGAAAGCCCAUAACCGAGAAAGAUGUCUGGAAGUUGGACUCGUGGGAUCAAACAGAGACAUUGAAUAGAAAAUUCCAGAACUCUUGGGAGGAAGAAGCUAAAAGAUCAAAACCAUGGCUUUUACGUGCUAUGAACCGUAGCCUUGGAGGAAGGUUCUGGUAUGGAGGCUUCUUCAAAAUUGGUAAUGAUCUUUCUCAGCUUGCCGGACCUCUUAUACUGAACCAUCUUUUAAAGUCUCUAGAAAGAGGCGAUCCAUCCUGGGUCGGAUAUGUCUAUGCAUUAUCAAUUUUUUUCAGUGUGUCACUAGGAGUGCUUUGUGAGGCUCAGUACUUUCAGAAUGUCAUGCGUGUUGGUUUCAGGCUAAGAUCCACAUUGGUGGCUGCUGUAUUUCGGAAAUCCUUACGGCUGACACAUGAAGGCCGUAAGCAGUUUCCAUCUGGAAAAAUAACGAAUAUGAUGACGACAGAUGCUAAUGCACUUCAGCAAAUAUGCCAGCAACUUCAUGGUUUAUGGUCGGCCCCUUUUCGCAUAGUCAUGGCCAUGGUUCUUCUCUACCAGCAGCUAGGCAUAGCUUCACUUCUUGGUUCGCUUAUGUUAGUCCUCAUGUUCCCAAUCCAGACUUUUAUCAUUAGCAGGAUGCGAAGACUAUCCAAGGAGGGACUGCUACGUACUGACAUGAGAGUUGGUUUGAUGAAUGAAAUUCUGGCUGCAAUGGAUACCGUGAAAUAUUAUGCAUGGGAAGAGAGUUUCAAAUCAAAAGUUCAAAGCAUAAGGAAUGAUGAAUUAUUGUGGUUCCGGAAAGCCCAAUUACUCUCAGCGUGCAAUACUUUCAUACUAAACAGCAUACCAGUUCUCGUGACGGUGAUUUCAUUUGGGACGUUCACUUUAUUUGGUGGAGAUUUAACACCUUCCAGAGCUUUUACAUCACUUUCCUUAUUUGCUGUUCUGAGAUUUCCUCUGAAUAUGCUCCCUAAUUUGAUAACUCAGGUCGUAAAUGCAAAUGUAUCUCUACAGCGUCUUGAAGAAUUGUUCCUUGCUGAAGAGAGAACUCUGUUACCUAAUCCACCUCUUGUACCAACUCUUCCAGCCAUCUCAAUCAAGGAUGGAUUUUUUUCAUGGGAUUCUAAGGCUCCAAGGCCUACAUUAUCCAAUAUUAAUUUGGAUAUACCAGUUGGCAGCCUAGUUGCUGUCGUUGGUGGCACUGGAGAAGGAAAAACCUCAUUAGUAUCAGCAAUGCUUGGAGAGCUUCCUCCUCUGGGAGAUGCAAGUGUCAUAAUCAGAGGAUCUGUAGCUUAUGUUCCUCAGAUUUCUUGGAUCUUCAAUGCCACUGUACGUGAAAAUAUAUUAUUUGGAUCAAGCUUUGAUCCAGCAAGAUAUUGGAAGGCAGUAGAUGUCACUGCAUUGCACCAUGACCUUGAUUUGCUUCCUGGUCGUGAUCUUACAGAGAUUGGUGAAAGAGGAGUGAACAUUAGUGGAGGACAAAAGCAAAGAGUUUCAAUGGCAAGGGCUGUGUACUCUAACUCUGAUGUUUACAUAUUUGAUGACCCGUUAAGCGCACUAGAUGCACAUGUUGCUCGACAGGUUUUUAAUAAUUGCAUUAAGGAAGCACUGGGAGGAAAGACGAGAGUGCUUGUCAUGAAUCAGUUACAUUUUCUUCCCCAGGUUGACAGAAUAAUUUUGGUCUCAGAAGGUAUGGUGAAAGAGGAGGGCACCUUUGAGGAGCUCUCCAAGAAUGGUACAUUAUUCAAGAAGCUAAUGGAAAAUGCCGGCAAAAUGGAAGAGCACAUACAUGAAAAUGGAGAUGGGGCGAUUUUUUCCCAUGAAUCAUCUCCAAUUUCAUCUACUGCAGAUCUACCUGAGGUGCAAAAAGACGCAAACUCGAUUAGCAAAUCCAAAGAAGGCAGAUCGGUUCUUAUCAAGCAGGAAGAACGCGAGACAGGGAUUGUCAGCUGGAACGUUUUAAGAAGGUACAAAAAUGCUUUAGGAGGCUUGUGGGUCGUAAUGAUAUUGUUUGCAUGCUAUACAUCGACUGAAAUUCUGCGAGUUUCGAGUAGCACGUGGUUAAGUGUGUGGACAAAACAAAGCACUUCAAAGAGUUACGGCCCUGGUUUCUAUAUUCUUGUGUAUGCUAUAUUGUCCUUUGGUCAGGUGCUAGUGACGUUGACAAAUUCGUUUUGGUUGAUCAUGUCAAGCCUUAGUGCCGCUAAAAGACUUCAUGAUUCAAUGCUAUGUUCCAUACUCAGAGCUCCGAUGGUAUUCUUCCAUACUAAUCCAAUAGGACGGGUGAUCAACAGAUUUGCAAAGGAUCUUGGUGAUAUCGACCGCAAUGUUGCCAAUCUUGUCAAUAUGUUUCUAAGUCAACUCUGGCAGCUGCUUUCGACUUUUGUGCUCAUAGGAAUUGUUAGCACUAUAUCCCUAUGGGCCAUAAUGCCACUUCUCAUCUUAUUCUAUGCAGCUUAUCUUUACUAUCAGAGCACAUCCCGGGAAGUAAAACGCCUGGAUUCCAUCACCAGAUCCCCUGUGUAUGCUCAGUUUGGAGAAGCAUUGAACGGGUUGUCCACAAUUCGAGCAUAUAAAGCAUAUGACAGGAUGGCCAGUAUCAAUGGGAAAUCGAUGGACAAUAAUGUCAGAUUUACACUGGUUAAUAUAAGCUCAAAUCGCUGGCUUACCAUAAGAUUGGAAACACUGGGCGGUAUCAUGAUCUGGUUGACAGCAACCUUUGCAGUUAUGCAGAAUGACAGAGCUGAAAAUCAGGUCGCAUUUGCUUCUACUAUGGGUCUGCUCCUCAGUUAUUCUUUAAAUAUUACAAAUUUGUUGAGUAAUGUCUUGAGACAAGCAAGUAGAGCAGAAAACAGCUUAAAUUCAGUUGAACGUGUAGGCACGUAUAUAGAUUUGCCAUCUGAGGCGCCCGAUGUAAUUGAAGGAAACCGGCCUCCACCAGGAUGGCCGGCAUCAGGAUUGAUUAAAUUUGAAGAUGUUGUCCUGAGAUACAGGCCUGGACUUCCUCCGGUUCUGAGGGGAUUAUCGUUCACUAUCUAUCCGCACCAGAACGUUGGCAUAGUUGGAAGAACUGGUGCUGGUAAAUCAAGCAUGAUCAAUGCGUUAUUCAGGAUAGUGGAACUUGAAAGGGGAAGAAUCCUAAUUGAUGAUUUUGACAUUGCAAAAUUUGGAUUAACCGAUCUGCGCAAGGUUCUCAGUAUCAUUCCACAAUCUCCUGUUCUUUUCUCAGGUAGCAUUCGAUUCAAUCUUGAUCCUUUUGGCGAACACAAUGAUCCAGACCUCUGGGAAGCUCUGGAGCGGGCACACUUAAAGGAUGUCAUCAGGAGGAGUGCUUUUGGCUUGGAUGCUGAGGUUUUGGAAGGAGGUGAGAACUUCAGUGUUGGGCAGAGGCAAUUAUUGAGUCUUGCUCGAGCAUUACUUCGGAGAUCAAAGAUCCUUGUUCUUGAUGAAGCAACAGCUGCAGUUGAUGUUAGCACUGAUGCUCUUAUACAGAAAACCAUCAGAGAAGAAUUUAAAUCCUGCACUAUGCUCACCAUUGCUCAUCGGCUCAAUACCAUCAUCGACAGCGACCAAAUUCUUGUUCUCAAUUCUGGUCAGGUGAUUGAGUACAAUACUCCAAAAGUUCUUCUCAGAAAUAAAGCAAGUGCUUUCUCUAAGAUGGUUCAAAGUACAGGGCCUGCAAAUGCUCAGUACUUGCAGGGCUUAAUUGAGGGAAGGGAGAGGGAGAAUAAGUUUAGAAUAGGAGGGCAAGUUGAUGGGGAAAUGAGAUGGCUUUUAUCGUCCCGCUGGAAUGCUGCUACACAGUAUGCUCUUGCUCUCAAUCUCAGUUCUUCAGUAAAGGAACUUCAGGUGUUGGACUCUAAAGAUGCGGAGAAUGUAAUCAGCAAAACAAAGGACGCUGUAGCAACUCUGCAGGAGGUUUUGACUGGGAAACAUGACAAAGUCAUUGAGGAGACACUUGAUCAAUUUGAGGUUCCCAGAUAUAGAUGGUGGUCGGCUUUCUACAGAGUGAUCGAAGGUCUUGCUGAGAUGAGCAGACUGGGAAGAAAUGGCUUUGAACAAGUCGGAAAUGGUUUGGAAGAUGCCUCAGAAAAUUGGGAUGAUCUUCAAAUGUAGAGUGACUAUGCUUGGAAAACAUGGCUGAAAACAUGCCCAUUCCCGAUCUACUCGGGCUUGCUUGCAAAUCCUGCCCAGCUUCACGUUAUCCUGCCUGAUUCAAUUAGGUGGAAUCAAAUAGAACACUGUUGGCAAGCAAAUAAUAGCUGCCAGAAGAAUAGGUGAAGUUGGCAAGCAAAUUGCAGGCGAGAUUCAGACAUUCAAAACAGACGAAUGGGGACCAUGGAGAAAGAAUCAACCAAAGGUGAAAAUGACAUGAUUCUCUUUCAAAACGUAAGAUUAGAUCAUGUAAUGUAGCAAAGAUCUGAUGUAUUGUAUGAAGAAUCUGUUUUGGGUUAAGGAAAAUAAUUAUUCCA